Messenger RNA from Lathyrus oleraceus (garden pea), 327 nucleotides. RefSeq lists its product as uncharacterized. The coding region runs from base 1 to 327 and encodes 108 amino acids. The record is from RefSeq and is a predicted model, not a curated record. The transcript has 2 exons. NCBI's taxonomy places the organism in Eukaryota, Viridiplantae, Streptophyta, Magnoliopsida, Fabales, Fabaceae.
AUGAAAACUAAGCUUUUUAUCUUCGUGUUCUUUCUCUGUGCACUAAUUAUUAUUUCUGUUGUGGCAAUUGAGCCAUCCAAAGAAGGUGGUGCAAUAGAAGAAAUAAAAACAAAUAUUGGGAUACAUGAACGAGUAGUUUGGAGUCGUAGUUGGACCAGUUGGAAAAGCCGUGGAGCACCAGUUGAAGGAGUUGGAGGAGGAAAAUCAGGUGGAUUGGUCUCUGGAGGAACUGGUAGUGGAGGAGAUGCUAAAAGUGUGACUGAACAAAAUGAAAGUGGAAAAGACAAAGGAAGUGAACCGAUGGAAGAGGAAGCCGAUAAAAUUUAA